UGAAGGAAAAAUUAGAAAUUCCUCUCAAUGAGUAAACUUUGAUGUCAGUACCUCAUUUGGGCUUUUUUUUCUUGUCUAAAGGUAGCGAUUGGCUGUUGCUGUUAUUUUGUUGCAGGAAAUCCCGGUGGUUGGGUAGUAUACGGGAGGCUGGGAAACAGGGCUUCAAAGCAGAGCUGACGGUCACUUACCGUCUCUCGGUCACCCACGAGGAUUACCCCCCUCAUCCACCCCCUCAUUCUUUUCUCUUCAAAAUUCCUUUGUCACUUUUUGCUUGUCAUGCUUGCUUUGACAUUUUCUCUGACGUGGUUACGAAGUUGAAGAUUGUUGUCUUUCGUUUACAAGCUCUUAUCGAUACCGACCCAUACAUAGUCCGGGGUGACCGGUCUAGUCAAGUUUGAAUAAUAUCAUCAACAGUGCUCGUGGUUUAUCGGACUUGGUGAGGGACUGAACGAGUUUGGCACUCUUCUCGUGAUCCCGGCACAUAUCUCCGUCCACCAUGCACACUUCUCGCAUAUUACAUUCGGCGAUAUCCAUACUGACUCUAUUGGCGCAAGUUCAGCGCUCUGCUGCGUCCCCUCUGGAUUUUGAUGAGACCGGCCUCGAAAAGCGCUGCGCAAACUCCUGUGGCUAUUAUGGCCAACUCUGCUGCAGCUCCGGUCAGACGUGUAGCACCGAUGGCAAUGGCCAGGCAGUCUGUGCAGAUUCUUCCGGUGGCAGCUGGCAGUACUUCACCACAACUUUCGUCACCACGGAAACCGAUGUGUCGACAAUUACAUCUACAUGGAGCAGUUAUGUAGGACAGACUACAACUGCUGGGGGUGGCUCAGGGAGUUGCAAGGCCGAACUGGGCGAAACCAUUUGCGGAAACACCUGUUGUGGUGCGGCGUACGUCUGUUCCAACAACCAAUGUGUGAUGGGAAGUUCAUCAAUUUGGGCCACCGCUACCGCUACACCUCCAGUACGAGGCACAAGUGCGUCUACUAUUACUGCGACUGCAUCGGCGACAACCACACAGGGAUUUGUUGCUCCUGUUGGCACCGACGGAGCCACACUCAUCGGCGAAAAAGCACCAGACAAUGGAGGACUAAGCGGUGGGGCAAUCGCAGGUAUCGUUAUCGGAACAAUUGCUGGCGUCUUUCUUCUCUUGCUCCUUUGCGCCUGCCUGUGCUGUCGGGGAGCUCUGGAGGCUUUGUUUGCUUGCCUGGGUCUUGGUGGUAGAAGAAGAAGAAAGGAGACCACAUAUGUGGAAGACCGGUAUUCCCAUCAUGCGCAUGGUGGCAGGCCUGAACGACGUACAUGGUUCGGUUCGCGUCCGUCAGCUCCACCGCCGCAGACUGGCGAAAGAAAGAGAUGGGGCGGGUUGGCAACUCUUGGGAUUAUGUUGGGCGCGCUUGCUCUAUGUCUGGGACUGAAGAGGCGCAGAGACCACGAGGAUGAAAAGAGCGAUUACACUUACCCGAGUUCAUACUACUACUCUGAUUAUUACACCAGCGCAAGUAGCGCAAGCUCGGAUAGACGAACGAGACGGACAAGGGACACCAGGCAAUCCAGACGAUCUCGCACGCGCUCACGACGAUCAUGAUUAACGAAGUGAUACAAUGAAUAUCUAUCAACGAGUCGCAUAAGACUAUGAACCUGUUUAUGAUUUUUUGUUUUCUUCUUUUCCCCAUUCCCUUUUGGUUCCCUAUCGAGCAUAGAAUGGCGCCGGUUUGGUAUUUUCUGCGUUGUUUGUAUUACCAUGUUUCGGUUGCCUUGCGUCAAAUCCCCCGUACACUUGUUCUCCUUUUUUUCUUUUUCUUAUCUGAAAGUUGAUAUGUAUGAUGAUGAGCUAUGUAUCCAUGUUCUAAUGACCUGUCCAUUUUUUGUCUCCCUUGUUUUCGGAUAUAUUUUGACGGGGACAAUGAAGGAACGAUGUAAAUACGAAACAGUGCAAUGACAAUUAUGUCAUCUUGCCAGAGAUACUGAGUAAUGAAAAGUCUUGAUCGGAAACAUU
Messenger RNA from Aspergillus caelatus, 1993 nucleotides. RefSeq lists its product as uncharacterized. The transcript has 2 exons. NCBI's taxonomy places the organism in Eukaryota, Fungi, Ascomycota, Eurotiomycetes, Eurotiales, Aspergillaceae. Bases 497 to 1582 code for a protein of 361 amino acids. The record is from RefSeq and is a predicted model, not a curated record.